Messenger RNA from Verticillium alfalfae VaMs.102, 771 nucleotides. Its product is annotated as NAD dependent epimerase/dehydratase family protein. The record is from RefSeq and is a predicted model, not a curated record. The transcript has 2 exons. Lineage: Eukaryota; Fungi; Ascomycota; Sordariomycetes; Glomerellales; Plectosphaerellaceae. The coding region runs from base 1 to 771 and encodes 256 amino acids.
AUGCCCCACGUCCUCAUCCUCGGCGGCCACGGCAAAAUCGCCCAGCACCUGACGCCCCUCCUGCUGCGGGCCGCGCACACGGUCACGAGCGUCAUCCGCGCCGACGACCAGGCGCCGACCAUCCGCGGCCUCGCCCCCGCCGACAGCAGGGGCACCCUCAACGUGCUGAUCCGGUCCCUGGAGGAUGUCACGUCCCAGGACCGCGCCCAGGCCAUCCUGUCCGAGGUGAAGCCCGACGCGGUCGUCUUCAGCGCCGGCGCCGGCGGCAAGGGCGUCGCCGACCGACCACGCACUUCCUGCGCGCCGCCGCCGCAACGCCCUCGAUUACAAAAUUCAUCCUCAUCUCGUACCUCGCCUCGCGCCGCGCGGGAGCCCGCGUGGUGGGACGCCGCGGCCUGGGCCGACGCCCAAAAGGUCAACACGACGCUGGCCGCCUACUACGACGCCAAGGUCGCUGCCGACGAGGUCCUCUACGAGGCCGGCAGCGCGCGCCAAGACUUCGCCGCCGUCAGCCUGCGGCCCGGCACGCUGACCGAGGGGGACGUCGGCGGCAUCGAGUUUGGGCGGACGGGCGGUGCCAAGGGCGAGGUCUCGCGCAGGACGGUCGCCGAGGUGACGGCGCGCCUCGUGGACGCCGAGGGCCUCAAGACGUCGUGGAUCGACCUGCUUGAUGGCCAGGACAACAUUGACGAGGCCGUGAAGCGCGUUGUCAAGGAGGGGGUGGAUGUUGCUGAGGGUGAGCCUGUGUACGACAAGGUGCGCAAGGCCUGA